Salvelinus namaycush (lake trout) is the source of this 2233-nucleotide messenger RNA. Its product is annotated as thioredoxin reductase-like selenoprotein T1a. Gene Ontology annotation, cellular component: endoplasmic reticulum membrane. The transcript has 6 exons. The record is from RefSeq and is a predicted model, not a curated record. Lineage: Eukaryota; Metazoa; Chordata; Actinopteri; Salmoniformes; Salmonidae. Gene Ontology annotation, biological process: cell redox homeostasis. Gene Ontology annotation, molecular function: thioredoxin-disulfide reductase (NADPH) activity.
GUAGUUUCACAGAGCAGAGUGGGGGACGGGAGCACCGGACUGAUACAGAAGUGAAGAAAUCGUUGCAGAAUGGCGGAGAGGUUGCUACCUUUUUCGAUCAUAUUUCUAGGAGUUCUCUCCUUGUACUGUGCUGCGUCAGCUGAUAACAGCGGCAUUAAGAAGAUGAAGAUGCAAUUUGCAACAGGGCCACUUCUUAAAUUCCAAAUCUGCAUCUCCUGAGGGUACAAGAGGGUGUUUGAGGAGUACAUGCAGGUCUUGUACCAGCGGUACCCAGACAUCCGCAUUGAGGGAGAGAACUACCUUCCUCUACCCCUCUACCGACACGUUGCUUCCUUCCUGUCCAUGUUCAAGCUGGCACUGAUCGGACUGAUCAUCAUCGGCAAGGACCCUUUUGCCCUCUGCGGUAUGCAAGCCCCAGGCGUCUGGGUCUGGGGACAGGAGAAUAAGAUUUAUGCCUGCAUGAUGGUGUUUUUCUUCAGCAACAUGAUUGAAAACCAGUGUAUGUCAACAGGAGCGUUUGAAAUCACGUUAAACGAUGUGCCAGUGUGGUCCAAGCUGGAGUCGGGUCACCUGCCCUCCAUGCAGCAGCUGGUCCAGAUCCUGGAGAACGAGAUGAAGAUGAAUGUACCCAUGGACACACUCCCCCACCACCGCUCCUAACCCUGUCUCAUCCCCCCCCGGAUGGAGCCAUAGACCCCUCCACGUUUGAGGUGGGUUUCUCAAUGGACUGUGAGGUGAUGUUAAUGAAGGUCUGCGCUGAAGGCAGGAAGACUGCUAGCUCAGACUGGAUGUCCCCAUUGCUCCUCACCACGCCCCUUAGACUUCCCGCCCCUGAUGCUGGCUUGGGAUCUACGGCAACCGCAACAGCCAUUUUGUUGUACUAUUACUACUGCAGAUAGUUAAUCUUGUUACAAUAAACAUUAAGUUUUGUCUCUUAUGCUCACAUGGAUCAAUUUAAGCGCAACAAUAUUGAUGUGGAUGGUCAGAUAUUAGAGAUUAAUAUAGAUUCCCCCCCCCCUUUAAUUAGCCACACAUCGGUCCAUGUGAGUUAGGCAUGACCAUAGGUGGCGUGUCCAUAAGGCCAAAAUGAUAUAGCCUAAUUAGCCUAUUCCUGUCUAUACAGAAAUAAAUAAAAUCAUUUAAAAUGGGCUACUAAAGUAUGAUUUGCCUACAGUGGGCCAUAAGCAUUGCCUACAGUUGGAAAUGCAGCACACGGCAAAUACCAAAUGCAUGAUUGUUUAGUUGUGACUCAUUGAAAAGCAAAGGCUCAUCCAGGCAUUUUGCAAUAUUUUGAAAUACAAUUGUAAGAAAACCUAGUUUGGAAAGUAAACUGUUAUUGCUGUCAGGAGAAAACAAUGAUAAGACUAAUCUGACUUUUACUAUAACAAUUAUCAACUUAAUUGAGCUAGUGGACCCCAUCUUGACAGUGGUGUAAAUAAAUAAAACGUUUUAGAGUUAAUUUCCUCCUAUUCUACACAUUUUUCCGCGGGGCAGAGAAGAUUUAGCAAUUUAACUAAUUUCAUGCAAUUUUACUCAUUUUGCCAUGGGGCAGAGAGGAAGAUUAGCUGUUUUACAACACAUUUCCUGCAAUAAUAUAUAUAUUUGUGCCAUAGGGUGGAGAGAAAUGCUUGCAGUUUAAUAUAUGAAUGAGACUAACAAAAUCAAUGGUGGCUGGUAAUUUGACCAUGAUAACAAGUCUAGAUAGCUGACCGCUAAACUAAUUUAGCAAUCCCCCCCCAAAAAAUGCUGAUGUAAAACCAAAUUUCGAAAUUGCUCCUUGUGUAUUCUACUAUUCCAAGGGCCGCCAGUUGCCCUGGCCUAGGCCUGUACGCUAUACAUGCUCAGCAUUACAUCCAACACGGAUUUAGUUAUAUUAUUAGCCUAAAUUAUGACAAUACAAUCUACUCAUCACAUUAAGAAUAGUAGGCUUGCGUAAGUGCAAAUGCGAUGAUGCAUGGAAUGCUUUAUUAUAAAGGUGCAUUUUUAUGGUGAAAAUUUGCUUCCCCAAACUUAACUCACACGCCUCAUAUAGUCAUGACGUUUUGCUUUUGAGCCAUUAUUUAUAGUAUAACCAUUGUUAGUGUACUACACGGAAAACAUUUUACAUCAUCUGAUCAUGAGCAUUUGAAUAACAUUUAAAAUAGCAUUUCAGAAUUAUUGUAAAUUGUAUAUUUCUUUGCAUAGCUGGAAGUGGAGCUAAGAAGAUUAAUAAAAUGUCUGUCUAAUGGUGAAA